Somion occarium is the source of this 2587-nucleotide messenger RNA. The record is from the annotation of a GenBank genome assembly. Lineage: Eukaryota; Fungi; Basidiomycota; Agaricomycetes; Polyporales; Cerrenaceae.
GUCCUUCGAAUUCACACGGAUGCGUUGCUAAGACGGUGAAUAUGACUGCGGGCGUCUUUGCAUUUUCCUGAGAUUAAGAUUGAGAAUGGACGAGACUCUGGACCCUGGUUGCGAUGCUUGCUUUCUAACCAGGACCUCAUUCACCCUCUCCGCACUCGGGGUACCCUUGAACUCUGUAUCGCCUGGUCGAGGACUUGAUCAAGACUGGGCUGCUUGAAUCUAGCGUGUCCUUUCACCCACUCUGCAUCUUCGACGCCGUUUACAACGUUCAACCGGCUCGGAAUGACCAUCCAUGCAUUAAUAAAAGCAGAUUUCUUCCCGCUCCUGUUCGCACCUCUUUGGGCAGGUGUUCUUGUUCUGCCAUGUCUCUUUGGGGGAGUAUCUGGUGAGGUGGUGGCUGCGUUGAAACAGGGUUUCUUCUUUGAUUGGACACCUGAUGGUCUACGCGUGCCCAUACCUACCACAGCACAGUGCGAGACCAUCUCGAUCAAAUGGGAGCGAGGGUUUGCGACAGGGCCCAGUUCUAUUUCGCCAUAUUUUCUUCAAGUUUACGCAUCGACGUCAACUGUUCCCCUAGUGGUUCCAGCUGGAGGUGACACAAUACUGGAAUUCGAUUGGCUUGUACCGUUUGGGCCUGGUACUCAGUAUCUAAUAUGCAUGUAUGACAUCAAUGGGGUGACCGGUGGCUGUCAAGCCAUUUAUACAGUGUAUCCCUCACGCAAUGUCACGCUUGACUCGGAUGAUCCCCCGACCUGUCAUGAUGUUCCGAUGCCACAGACCUCUUUAGGUGUGGUGGCGGCGGUAUCAAACGGACCGUUAUCUCAAUAUGGCUGGGUUGAUCAGUGUACAGAUCUUUCUGUUACCCCAUUGAAUGGUACACCUCCUUAUAUAUUCACUGUCGCCCCUGCACUACACCCUCCUUUCAACGUGAGUCUUCCCAACUACGAUACAUUCAACUGGACGGUCUCAUUGUCAUAUGGCAUGCCGUUCUUCAUUUCUAUGGUAGAUUCCGCUGGAUUGGCAUGGUCUUAUGGACCUUUGCAUAGCGGUGGUAAUGGUCCCACGGACUGCCUGUCUGUGAUUGGCUCUAGCUCUCCCAAGAAGUCUGUGACAUCCUUGACUGCUAUUGGGACCGGCAUAGGCGGCCUAGUCUCUGGUGUUGUGAUCGGUCUUUUAGCCCCAUUCUGUUUUUCCUGGUACCGAGGGCGGCAGCGAAAGCGACCUAUUGCCGUGCAGAGAUUGUCGUCUUCCUCUCCACUCAUACCCAUGUUAUCUCGAGGCGAUUAUACAGACCUACCUACAGCGCCCGCGCGCUCGAGCUCGAGAAAUCAGUAUGCGGACGACCGGUCUCAUCGUUCCACUCCCACCCUCACAGACCCGAUCCAUAGAAUAUUCCGAGAAAGUAAUUAUCAAAUCGAACCCUUCAGGAUGUCGCCCGAUCAUGAGUUCGGUGCUCGCCGUGUGGCGACAGACGGCGCAGUUGGUACGACGGGCUCGUGGGGCUCUUCGAGUUCUCGACCUACAACAGGCCAAUCAUCAUUCCAUCCGAGAUCACAAUCAGAACCAAUGCCUUCGCAAUCUCCUGUACCCUCUACGUCUUCCCCUGUACCCAUUGUACCCCCUCCACAAUCUGUUGCCUCACCAGGUGAUAUGUCAUAUCCACCGUCGUCACCCGUUGGUGGACGUCCGCCGUCACAUGUAUACGUUGUUCAUCAUGAUGGUGGUCGAGCACCCGUUACAGUCUACGCGGAAGAUGGGACAGAGAUUGUAGAACUUCCACCUCGAUAUCCCGAAGUCAGAAGACCAACAGGCACAAGGGCACCACUGCAGGAAAGAAGGUUCACAGGACCAUUACCCAACAAAACCCUCCGGACUACUAAUUAGUGAUAGAUUUUACGAUAGCUAUGACGGGACAGUUCAGGACACUUAGUGGUAUUUCUACGUUUGCUUUAUGUAUCGAGUCAUCAUUAUACCGGGAGCUUGAUGCUUUUGCUUGGUUAGGUUACACGCACUCAUACCCGUAUUGCUAGAUACCACGGUCCACAGUUGCAUAAUGAGAUUCGGUGACUCAGCAUUCUGCGAUGUGAAGAUUGCUAUUGAAGACAAUAUACAUCGGCCGGUUUCCGGUUUAUUCAGCGGCAACAAAUAUGCCAAUUGGCGCAGGCUUCCACCGUGUCUCGUCCAACAAUCGCCAACCAAGGGGUAACUCAAUCCCGCCCUUCUCGGUUCCAGGAAGAAAUUCGGAGACAACUGAUGCAUCGACGGCCAUAUCGAUUUCUUGGGAUUGAGGUGUACGUGAUCCACCGGAGGAGAUCAGCUUUUCCAGCCGCUCGGUCAUCGCAUCCAGAUCGGAUUCAUCCCAGGUCUGAAAGGGGAUAGAAUAAAUUGGUGAGCGGAUUGUCUAGACGCGUAAUAGAAUGGAAACGCAAAAGAAAAGUAAGUCCUGAUGGAGAUCGUGCGGAAGGAGGGACGUAGGCCGAAUGAAUGUUUCACUUUACGUACCCCUUGCCCUGUUGGUUUUGUAGUGAGAAGUAUAGAUAUAGCUUCCUGUAUUUCCGGCUUGUCUGCACAAAGGGCCUUGAGAAGG